CUUAAAAGUGACAGCUGCUACUUUUUAUGCCUACACUUGACUUGGCCAUAGUAAAUAUUUUCUCAAAACGCUGUUUUUUUCAAAUAACUUAAGCAAAAAGAACAAAAAUUACUCAAACAAAAUUAAAAACCAUCAAAUAAACAAUGGGAACUGAUGUAAUCAAAUCAUACGAUUCGCUCCAGCAAGAAUUAGAUCGUGCUAAAAACACUCUGGUGACUCUAAAUGACAAUAUUCGGCGCAUCAUAGGCCGCGACCCAAAGGAAACCAAUUUAAGGGGAGAUAGAAAGCGUCACUUAAACGACAGUCGCCGGAAAGACUCAACCAAUGAACGAUCCAAAAACCGUGAUGGAGGCGGGGGUGGUGGCGGCGGCGGCGGCAGUAGUCCUCCGCCUGCUAAACGGCGUAUUCAAGAUUCCAAAUCCGUGUUCAGUCGUCUUUCGGGUCCUUCACCGAUAGCCCCAUCAUUGCGCGACGAUGACGCACCCGUCAAACCGCGUAUCUUCUCCCGAGUAAUACGAGAGCUUCCGUCACGAGAAGAAAUCGUCACUGCACAAGGACCCGAUGCCGAAUCUCGUGCUCGUAAUCGUCGAAUGUUCGGCUCACUGCUGGGCACCCUACACAAAUUUUGCCAAGAAGAGUCUCGUCUCAAAAAGAAGGAAGAACAAAAGGCCAUGGUCGAGAAGAAAGUCGAAGAGCAAGAGAUCAAAGAACGCGCUAAUCUCAAAAAAGAACGCGAAUCGCUCUUCAUGGACCGCAAACGUAAACAGCUAGAAAUUCGCAAAAUUGAACUUAAGAUGUAUCGCCUCAAAGACUUCAAGGCUUGGGAGAAAUCCAAGAAGGAUCUAGUCCACUUCAUUCGGACCAAGUCAAAACCUCCCAUCUACUUUCGGCCGAAGGUGCUAACCAAAAAAACAGAAAAACUUUUAGCCGAAAAUCGAGCUGCCAUCGAGAAAGAAAUUGAAAAGAAACGUGCUGCUUUCGAUGAGGAAAUGCUAGAAAUUGAUAAUCGUUUCAAGUUGCGUGAAGACGAUCAACACCAUCACGAUUAUGAGCCGCACAACAACGGAGGUCCGAGGAAUUCAGCAAAGCACGAUCGUCAGAAAUCGAACCAUAUUGGUGACGAGGACGACGAUGACGAGGACGAAGAUGAGGAGGAUGACGAGGACGACGAUGAUAUUGAGGAGACGCAACAGCAAAAAGUACAAGAAAUAGAUAGCGAUCAUGAAGAGCGGGAAGUUAGUCGUGUCAUCAGCAGUAGUAAUCAUCAUCAUCACGAGGACCUGGCCUCCAUACAGAUUAAAAUUCAAAAUGACAUUAAAAAAGAAGAUAUCGAUCCAACCGAAUUAGAAACAGAUAAUUCCAAUGAAAGAACUUUGCCAAGCAGCAUCAUAAUUCCGAAUAAGGAAAUAAAGCGAUCUAUAGAAUGAUAUUCUCUUAAUAAUGGUGAACCAAAAUAACAUUGAUGACCAAAAUAUAUGUAAAGAUAAAUCUAAUUUGAGUGGAUUAAGAGAGAUUAACCAUCAUUUAUGUAGUAUUUUACAAAAUUAAACAUUGUAUAAUUGAAUUGCUGUUUCAUUAGAGCUAAUAAUUAUAUUAAGAAAAAGGAAACAAACAAAAACAAAAACAAAACAAAA
Molecule: messenger RNA, 1634 nt
Organism: Eupeodes corollae
Lineage: Eukaryota; Metazoa; Arthropoda; Insecta; Diptera; Syrphidae
Gene: Pnn
Product: pinin
Exons: 3
Coding region: 144-1427 (427 amino acids)
Cellular component (GO): catalytic step 2 spliceosome
Source: RefSeq, a predicted model, not a curated record